This is a messenger RNA of Naegleria lovaniensis, 627 nucleotides long. RefSeq lists its product as uncharacterized. The record is from RefSeq and is a predicted model, not a curated record. Gene Ontology annotation, biological process: protein targeting to ER. The coding region runs from base 1 to 627 and encodes 208 amino acids. The transcript is spliced from 2 exons. Gene Ontology annotation, cellular component: membrane; signal peptidase complex. NCBI's taxonomy places the organism in Eukaryota, Heterolobosea, Eutetramitea, Acrasida, Naegleriidae.
AUGUAUUCUUGGACGAGUCGUUUGAGUAGUGUGCUCACGGACGCCAUUUCGAUAUUGGGGUUGAUGGCUAUUUGUUUUGGGGUCUCUUCGUAUUUCUUGGCUGCUCGGCCGCAAGAUGUAAACGUUCGGGUUGAGGUUACAAAUAUGUUUAAAUUCAACAAGUUGGAUUUCAGGCCAUACUACAAUCCUGAUAGGGCCUCAUUUGAAUUUAAGCUUGAUGCUGAUCUCACUCCAAUUUUUAAUUGGAACGUUAAAGUUUUGUUUUGCAUGCUUUACGCUGAAUAUUCAACACCGUCUCAUGAGUUGAAUCAAGUCAUGCUAUGGGACAAAAUCAUUGAAAGAAGUGAUGUCCUCGAAGGAAAAGCAGACACACACUUGAUUUAUGAUCGUUUGAAAGGAAAAUAUUCCUUAAUAGACUAUGGCAAUGAGCUUCGAGACAGUAAUGUCACACUGAAAUUUCGAUGGAAUGUCACUCCAUACGUAGGCUUGUCAUACGAUCAAGAAGUGAUUGUUGGAGAAUUUAAAUUACCAAAGCAAUACAAAAAAUAUCAUCGAUCAGACUAUGACAAGAUUGUUUAUGAUGAGACCUUUGAUCCUAGAAUGAACUAUGGAGCUCUCGAAAAUUAA